AUGGCGACCUACUCGCGCGGCCCGGGCCGCGGGGCCGCCGCGCGGGGUGGGCGCGCCGCCAUGUCGCUCGCUCGCCGCUCGACUGACUCCCCCCGGGCGCGCAUCGAUCGCCCCGCGCCCCGGUCCCGCUGCGCGCUGGAGAAUAAAAUGGGACUUCCCCCGCCGUACGAGCAGAUCCCGCCAAACCCGGCCCCACCGCCGUCUUACUUCGCCACAGCUCCGCAACCACCUGAAGUGCAACCAAGGACGGUAGUGGUGACUUCAACACCCACAGUAACAACACGAACCACCACAAUCAAGCUAGGCCCGGGACCAACGGGGACCUCAUGCCCUAAUUGCAACAAGCCUAUCGUGACUACAGUUGAAUACGUCUCUAACAACAGAACUCACAUAGUAUCAGCUGGACUAUGUAUUCUUGCCGGUUGUUGCUGCGGUUGUCUCGUGCCCUAUUGCAUGAGAUCAUGCAAGACAGCCAACCAUUACUGUCCCCAGUGUAAAGCUUUCAUAGGCUCUCACGUUCCGUCCUAA
Molecule: messenger RNA, 528 nt
Organism: Danaus chrysippus (African queen)
Lineage: Eukaryota; Metazoa; Arthropoda; Insecta; Lepidoptera; Nymphalidae
Source: the annotation of a GenBank genome assembly